UCGAUAAGACCACAUCAUUUCUUCUCCACCGCUAUUGUCCACCUCUAUUUCUACACUAUUAUUGUUUUUGAAAAGCUAUUUUCCGCUUAAAUGACGGCCAAUCUGUUGAACCUGAAUGUGGACACGCUGUUCGAGCAGCACGGCGUGUCCGAGAUCGACGCGGUGCACAAGAAGAUCCAGUCGGUGGUGGAGAACAAGCGCGAGGAGCUGCGCACCCAUGUCGGGGAGCGGUACCGGGACCUCCUGCAGGCGGCGGACACCAUUGCGGCAAUGCAGACGUCGGCGGGCACGCUCAUGGAGCAAGUGCGUCACGUGCAGGCCAACUGCCGCAGCCUCAACGAGCAGCAGCUUCUGGGCUUCCAGUCCAACACGAAUCCGAGUCCCAAGGAGGCGGCACUGCAGCAGAGGACGGCCGGCAGGAAGCUGCAGACCUACUACGGCACCAUGGCCCAGAUCAAGCUGCUCACUGCUCUGCCGGAACUGAUCUGGACGCACCUGGACAACGACCGCUUCUACGCCGCCACCGAGCUCUUCAUCUUCAGCCGGCACAUCAGCACGGGCCUGCAGCUGGACGGACAGAGUGCCCUGAUGCAAAAACUGCCGGUGGCCCGCAAGCAGUGGGAGAUCCUGCGUCCCUUCCAUGUGACCAUCAAACAGGCGGUUCUGGCCGCCCUGGAGCGGGAGGAACUUCUACCCGAAAUGGCCGUGGACUGCCUGCAGAGCCUGCUCCUGCUGGACAAGAGCGACUUGGGUGUUGUGCUGAAAACCUUCCUCGGCCUGCGCUCCUCCGCUUUCCUCAACUGCCUGCAGAGCCGACCAUCGGAGCCACGUCGCGUCAAGGAGCGCAUCCUGGCCAGCUUGGGCGUGCUGAACAGCACGGUGGAGCUGUUGGACAAGUGUCUGCUGGGUGAUAGCCUGCUCUUUGCCCGCCUGGCCGAUUGCGCUUCUGCCACCUGCCCACCCAGUAUCAACCGGAUGGAGAGCAGCGAGCGACAGCUGUCUCACCUGCUGCCGGAAAUCAUCGCCGGCUUUAGGCCGCAGUUUGAGGUGCCCCAACUGACGCCAGAGCAACUGGGCGCAUCACUGCAACUGUGGCUGGAUAAGAUGAACGCCCUGACUGCGGCCCACCUCCAGCAGGUCUUCGCGCUGGUCAGCAACAUGCAGACCAUCCAGGACAUCAAGUCGGCGGCCCGGGCUAAUGGCCGGCCAGAUUUCGUACGCCUGGAGCAGCAGUUGCAUCUGAAGCACAGCCAGUUGGACUUCUACGUCCGGAAGUACGUGCCGCUCAUCAACGCCAGGGUGCGGGAGAUCAUCCGCAGUAGCUGGGCGGCAGCCAUGAAGCAGACCUACGAGCAGGUCCUCUCGCUCAUCGAAGCCGGUCAGUCGCAGGCGCCGCAACAAAUUUGGCGGGAGCAGAGCGAAGAUCUACCUUCAAGCCUGGCAGCGGCGCUCAGUGAUCAGCCGAAGCGGCUGGCCAAUCGGACAAAGGGCUACGAUGGCGCCACCAUGGAGCUGUGCAAACAAUUCGACUCACACCUUGCGGAUAUCGUCCAGGAGCUGAAUGUAAUGCUCCAGGAGCAGUCGACGCGGACAGAGGAUAAGGUUUCGCUGAUCCAGUUCCUGCGAGAAACCGCCGAGGAGCAGCUGACAGAGUACUUGACCAACCUGAAGGGCCUGCAGCUUAGGGAGCGCCCCGCGCUGCUCUUGGCCCUGCGCAACAGCCUGGCCUUGGUGGAACUGUGCCCCAGCUUGAAGCUCUGCUUCUGCCAGCCCUCGAGUUGGCGGCAGUGGACUGGCAACCAGGCAGGAGUGGGCAUCGAGCACUGGAAGCGCAUUUGCGGGCUCAUCGAAGAGGAGAUGCUCACAUUCUGGCUACUGAUCGUUGACGAUGUGCUGGCCGGGCACAAUUGCGAGGAGCGGUUGCCGAAGGUCAUCAAUCAUGAAGUGGUCCUCAGCGAUUUUGCGCUCUGGCAGACCAUAACGCUGGAGCAGCGUGACGAGGACCAGGAGCAGAGUGUUGAGUCAACCAUUCGCAUUCCCAGCCAGCCGCGCCUUUCGCUACAAACGUAUCUGCAUCAGUUGAUCCAGGCCCUAAACCAGGCUGUUCCGCAAACACUGCCCCCCAAAGUAUUGCAAGCCUUUAUCCAGCGGCUUUUGGGUAAGCUGCUUUCCCACUACGAGGGAUUGGGCAAAGCGGAGUGCACCAAAUCCAGCCAGAACAUUGCCCUGCAGUUGUACUUCGACCUGAAGUUCCUGGAGCGCGUAUUCGCAGUGACCCGCGAGGAAAGGGCUCUCUACGAUCAGAUCCACUCCCAGCAGAGCCAGCUGCGCGACUGCAUCGAUCCCUUCGACUUUGAGCUAUUUGCCGAGCACAUAACCGCUCAUGUGACUAGAGCUUCUGGGCGACUGCAGGGCGAACUGGGAGUGCUGACGCCCACGACAGCAUCUCAAAGUCAGGGCCCAACGGCAGUCAGUACUUUGGCGCAUGAGGCAGAUCCCAAUGUGCUCUGCCUCAGCUCAUCCGGAUCCACGUCGCUCUGGUUCCCCCUACUGCCCAUUGUAAUGCCCCAAGCUGCCGGAAGGGCCACUGGCGUCGAACGGAAAUCCCUGGCACAAGAGCCAGCCGAGAAACCGGCGACAACAACGACGAUGACGACGACGACGACAACACCGACGAGGAAGUCUGGCUCAGGGGCCAAUGGAGCCCGCAAGGGAGACAGUAGCAGAUCAAAAUCGAGUGCCGCUUCCUUUUUCGGGAUGUCCCAGGAGUGGUUUCGCUAGAGCAGUCAAAUCAAGUGGCCUGUGAAGUGCAUCCAAGUGGAAUGCGGAACACCGAACACUGUCUCCCCAUCCUCUGUUCCAUUGUUAAGACGAGCAUUGAAAAUGUUUAACCUUUAUCCAAACAUAUUUGCAAAAUGGGCGGAGACCGCCCAGUAAUUGUAAGCGAGUCACAUAUAUUAUAGAUACAUAUUCCCUGA
Molecule: messenger RNA, 2978 nt
Organism: Drosophila elegans
Lineage: Eukaryota; Metazoa; Arthropoda; Insecta; Diptera; Drosophilidae
Gene: Cog1
Product: conserved oligomeric Golgi complex subunit 1
Exons: 5
Coding region: 91-2781 (896 amino acids)
Biological process (GO): intra-Golgi vesicle-mediated transport
Cellular component (GO): Golgi apparatus; COG complex
Source: RefSeq, a predicted model, not a curated record